AUGCAUCACACUCCAACUUACUCAGUGUUCGGUUUGGAAGAACCCGGAAAAAUGAGUUAUGCGUUAGUUGAAGAUCUCAAAAGAAACGAUACAACUAUGCUAACUUGGACUUGGAAAAGUCAAAUUGGGGGCAGAGUGCGAGAAGAACGGAGUUGGUUGAAAUCGAAAGAUAUUGAUUUUCCUUGCAAAAUCAUUUUCGAGCCUGACUCGACUGCAUUAUUAUGGUGUCAUACAGAGAAUCAAGCAUCUCGGAAAAGAUUUGCAACUGCACUUCAUUCCCAUAUGUGUGAAGUAUUCCGAGUUGAACCAGAAAUGCAAUUCAAAUUGUUUUUGGAUUAUAUGGAUGAACUUCCGUAUACGAAUACGGUUAGAGAUGUUGCUCUGUUUGACACAUCUGUAAAUUCAAACGUGGUUGAUGAAUUCUUGGAAAGAUUUCAAGUAACUCGAGUACUUUUCUCUAAAACCAUGAGAGCAAACAACCCAUUGAAAAAUUCAAACAGACUUAAUAAUCUGAAUAACUUAUUUUUUUGCUCAGCCCCCUGGCUCAAUGGUUCAAAACUGCUUCGAUGGAAUUUUGAAAAUUUGGUAGUUUACGAUACCGGACUCAUGGAACACGAUUUAAUAAAUUUUGUGAACGUUUGGUUGAAUGGAAACAAUACAAAACUACAAACAUUUAUUCAAUUAGGCAUUGCACGUCUCAAUAAUGUCGCAGUUGUGGAUCACUUUGAAUUGGAACCAUGGAACCCAGAAGUAGACCAACUUGAGUAUAAAUUGCCAGUACGCGAUUAUUGUGAAUAUCUACUCGCAGAAUUGAAUGAAACAACAAUGGAAAGAACUGGAGUUCUGGUGCGGCAAAGCGAUGGAUUGCGUGCAGUACUUCGAGCUUCAAUUAGAUUUUUUCAUUUUCACGUAUUGCAUGAUUAG
Messenger RNA from Caenorhabditis remanei, 924 nucleotides. RefSeq lists its product as uncharacterized. Lineage: Eukaryota; Metazoa; Nematoda; Chromadorea; Rhabditida; Rhabditidae. The record is from RefSeq and is a predicted model, not a curated record. Gene Ontology annotation, biological process: embryo development. Bases 1 to 924 code for a protein of 307 amino acids. The transcript has 3 exons.